Molecule: messenger RNA, 1357 nt
Organism: Gaeumannomyces tritici R3-111a-1
Lineage: Eukaryota; Fungi; Ascomycota; Sordariomycetes; Magnaporthales; Magnaporthaceae
Exons: 1
Coding region: 26-1357 (443 amino acids)
Source: RefSeq, a predicted model, not a curated record
CUCCCUAGAGACUACGUUCACCAGCAUGAAGAGCAGCUCUCUCGCUGGCCUGUCGGCCCUCGGACUGUACACGGCGGCCGUCGCGGCCAGCAUCACGGUGCUCCCCGGCGGCGAGCCCAAGCCGUACAGGGGGGCGGGCAUGGCGCUGAGCAGGGACGAGUACUUCCGGAUGAGCGCGCAGAACGACUUCAACAACGUGACGGCCGACAUCAUCCUGUCGUCGCACGACCAAGUCGCCUUCGGGUCGUCGCCGUCGGACGGCAGCGGCGGCGGCUACCGGCCGUCGUCGGACAGCUUCGUGCGGGGCGCCAUCGAGGCGUGGGGCCAGCACCUGCACCUCGUGGUGCGGCCGGACGAGGUGUGGUUCACGAUCCUGACGCAGAUGAACUUCUUCAUGAACGCGCACGCCGAGGCCGUCCGGGACCUGUUCGUGGCGCACCAAGGGCAGGAGGUGGUGUUCGUGCAGGCCUGCUGCACGUGGGCCGACGUGCUGAUCCGGUUCCAGGACGAGAUCCAGGCGCGGGUCAAGACGCCCUGGCUCCGCGACUGGAUCGCGCCCAACUUCACGACCACGACGGCCGCCGACGGCAUGACGGCCAACGUGCUGAUGAUGGGCCUCACGCAGGCCUACUUCAAGUUCGAGGGCGACGUCGUCUGCGGCCUGCCGUCGGUCACGCUGCUCGGCGAGCGCGCCGACUGGGAGGCGCUGCUGGCCAAGCUGGACCGCCUGGCCGACUUUGGCGCCGAGGCGGCGGCGUACGGCGAGCGGCUGCGCCCGAUCCUGCGCCGCUUCGUGCGCACCUUUGAGCAGCCCGACUCGGCCGAGACGGUCAAGUUCUGGAACAACAUGGUGGCGGCCACCGAGUUCGGCGUCUGCGGGGAUCCCCCUUACCACGUCUGGGGCUGGAUCACGGGCUUCCACUACUGGGACGACCGGGGGCGGCCGGUCGGGCGCAGCGUGCGGGACGGGGCGGGCAAGGUCACGCUCGACGGGGUCACGUACCCGCGCGUCGACCCCAGGCGGCUGCCCGUCGGCUACGCCAACGUGCCCUUCAUCAUGCACAAGCACGGUGGCAUGGAGCGGUUCCCGGCGUCGCUCGUGGCGGGCACCCUGGGAAAGGCGGUCAGCGAGGGCCCGCCGGCCGGCUACGCCGAGGCGCUGCUGAGGACGGGCAGGCAGGGAGUGUCCGCGGUGGGCGUCCACAGCACCCUCCAGCCACUCUCCGGCUGGGCGCUCUACGGGCCGGUGGACUACAACCGUACCAUCAACAGGACCAUGCAGGACGAGCUGGCGACGGACGUGCUGGCGAGCCUCGGGGCCAACUUUGACGCGACACGGUGUGCUGCCAGGCCCUGA